Molecule: messenger RNA, 1564 nt
Organism: Papaver somniferum (opium poppy)
Lineage: Eukaryota; Viridiplantae; Streptophyta; Magnoliopsida; Ranunculales; Papaveraceae
Product: transcription factor MYB44-like
Exons: 1
Coding region: 113-1258 (381 amino acids)
Biological process (GO): regulation of DNA-templated transcription
Cellular component (GO): nucleus
Molecular function (GO): DNA-binding transcription factor activity, RNA polymerase II-specific; RNA polymerase II cis-regulatory region sequence-specific DNA binding
Source: RefSeq, a predicted model, not a curated record
UAUCUUCAUAUCUAUUUCUUCCCUUUAUAUACUCUUUGUAUUUCUUUCUUCCUCCUCUUAACCGAGCCUCUGUAAUUUCCAUUUUUUCAGAAUUAGGGUUUUUGAACCAGAGAUGGCGUCUUCAUCAUGGUUUUCGAAAAGAGAUAGUAAUAGUAAUCAGGAUAGGAUAAAAGGGCCAUGGAGUCCAGAAGAAGAUGAAUCAUUAACGAAACUAGUUCAGAAACAUGGACCAAGGAAUUGGUCGUUGAUAAGUAAAUCAAUACCAGGGAGAUCAGGUAAAUCAUGUAGAUUAAGAUGGUGUAAUCAAUUAUCACCACAGGUUGAACACAGAGCUUUUACUUCUGAAGAAGAUGAUACUAUUAUCAGAGCUCAUGCUAAGUUUGGAAAUAAAUGGGCAACAAUUGCUCGAUUGUUAUCCGGUAGAACUGAUAACGCUAUAAAAAAUCAUUGGAAUUCUACAUUGAAGAGGAAAUGUUCUUCUAUGUUGGAUGAUGGAAGUGGUAGUGAGGGUGGUGGCGGUGGUUGUAAUGAAGAGCCGCCAUUGAAAAGAUCAGUAAGUCUUGAUGCUGCUCAGCCUAAUUUCUCAGGUGGAGGGAUAUUUUUUAAUAAUGAUAAUAAUCCUGGUAGUCCUUGUGGAUCUGAUUUGAGCGAUUCUAGUCUUCCUCCUGCUACUCUGUUAUCUUCUUCGCAUAUUUUUCGACCUGUCGCGCGAGCUGGUGCAGGUGUAGUUUCUCCGAUGCAAACGACAUCGAAUUCGAUCUCUUCAGCAAUGAAUGAUCCACCAACUUCACUGAGUUUAUCGCUUCCUGGGUCUGAUUCUUCUUGUGACGGUUUUAAUCAUAUUUCUGGUUCUACUCUUAGUAGAAUGAAUGGUUCUGAUUCUUCAAAUGAUGGUUUUAAUCAUGUUAAGGUGAACCCUACUAAUCAACAGCUACAAAUUGUUAUCCCAUCACCACCACCAGCACCACAAGUUCAAUUGCAGCAGAGCACUACUCCUCUGCCACCACCAACACCAACACAAGUCCAGCCGAAUCAGUUUACAGAUAUGAGAUCAUCAUUAGUAAGAAAUCAAGAUAUCGAGAAACCAUUUCCUCAUUUCAAUUCUGAGUUUUUAUCUGUAAUGCAAGAAAUGAUUAAGAAAGAAGUGAGAAGUUAUAUGUCCGGAUUAGAACAGAGUGGUGGAUUUUGUUUCCAAGGUGGUGAUGGAGGGAUAAGAAAUGUUGGGGUUAAAAGAAUUGGUGUUAGCAAAAUUGAGUAGGAAGAGAAGAAUCAAAUUUGAAGAACAAAAACACAGUGAAAAGAGAAGAGGACAUUUGGAGAAGAAACAUUUUGAUUUUUUUUUUUGUAAUAUACAUAAAAGAAAAAUUUAGCUAGGUUUUAUCAAGAUAAAGAAGUUAGUUUUAGAGUCAUUUUAAGAUGAAAUCAUCAUCUUCCUUGAGCAAAUGACAAGCUUAACAAUGUUAAAGCUGCUUCCUUUUUAAAAAAUCACUGUUUGACAAAAUUCAAAAUAUUGAGAACCAUUUUACUUGGAGGUUUCAGGGUUCAGGGCUGAAAAUUCUAAAAA